Nymphalis io (European peacock) is the source of this 756-nucleotide messenger RNA. RefSeq names its product myosuppressin-like (gene MS). The record is from RefSeq and is a predicted model, not a curated record. NCBI's taxonomy places the organism in Eukaryota, Metazoa, Arthropoda, Insecta, Lepidoptera, Nymphalidae. Bases 198 to 497 code for a protein of 99 amino acids. The transcript is spliced from 3 exons.
GCACGAUAAAAAAAUCGAUAAGCCAUUCAAUCGAUAGUUCUAAAUAUAGUUACGUACAGCACUAUUUUACUUCAAGUCUUCCGAUAAAAAAAUAUAUUUAAAAUCAAAUAGUUAAAAACAUGCUAGUUUGUUCAGUUACAAAUAAUAUAAAAAGUGAAUUUGUUUUGAUCGAUAAUUUAUUUGUGGAAUAAUUAUUAAUGCGUGUCUUUAGAAGUGUUGAAGCGUGUCGCGUGGCGGUGUGGUGCGCGGUGGUGGCGUGGUGCGCGUGCAGUGCGUGGGCGGCGCCCGCACAGCUCUGCAGCGCCGCGGCGGAGGACGACCCGCGCGCUGCCCGCUUCUGCCAGGCUCUAAACACCUUCCUUGAACUAUAUGCUGAAGCAGCUGGCGAGCAAGUACCGGAGUAUCAAGCUUUAGUACGCGAUUAUCCUCAACUUCUCGACACGGGCAUGAAGCGCCAGGACGUCGUGCACUCCUUCCUCCGCUUCGGGCGCCGCUGACCGCCUCCUCUACCGAACCGCAUCUAAGCCUCACCCGUUAAACGUCAACCUUGUUUAUUCGACUAUGUCCAAAAUAUUGUAAGUUCCUUAUAUGUUAGUACAAUUAUCCAGACACUGCGAAAUAUAAAGUAUAUGUAGGCUAUGACGUACUUAUCGCUAAAGUAUUAUAGAUUAAGUAAUGUAAUGGUCUUGUUGUCAACAUUUUUCGCAUUGGUUUGGUAAGCAGAAUAUUUAAUAUUGUAAUGUUUAGAUAAAUAAA